GCCGGAAGCCAGGCUGGGCCACGUCUGCGAGGUCUGAGGGAGCUUGGUUUGGUGCGUACUGCGGGGCCGCAUCUUACCUCUGAAGAGAACGUUCUGGCUCCAGAUCUAGACAUGGAUCUGGAGGCUGUUUCUAAACGCUCAGCAUUCCAUGCCAAGCCUCAGGGGCUCAUUCUUCAGUAUGGGACUGCUGGAUUUCGGACAAAUGCCCAACAUCUUGAUCAUAUCAUGUUUCGAAUGGGAUUGCUAGCUGUCCUGAGGUCAAAGCAGACAAGGUCUACCAUUGGAGUCAUGGUUACAGCCUCACACAACCCUGAGGAAGACAAUGGUGUGAAAUUGGUUGAUCCUUUGGGGGAAAUGUUGGCCCCUUCCUGGGAGGAGCAUGCCACCUGUCUGGCCAGCGCUGAGGAGCCGGACAUGCCGAAAGUGCUCGCCGCCAUCGUGGAGAAAGAAGCUGUGGAUCUGCAGCAGACUGCCUUCAUAGUCAUCGCUAGAGACACCAGCCUUGUGUAUGCUAGGAAAACAAACUUCUACUCAGCUGUAGUCCUAGCCCCCUUUUUAAUUCUGAAACAUUCUCACCAAUUUAACCAGGCUGGCCUUGAACUCUAUAUUGGAAAUUAUGGCCUAUUGACCACACCUCAGCUGCACUACAUGGUGUAUUGCCGGAAUUCCGGGGGCCGGUAUGGACAGGCCACAAUAGAAGGCUACUGCCAGAAACUCUCCAAGGCUUUUAUAGAACUUACAAAACAGGUUUCCUGCAGUGGAGAUGUAAAGAGAUUGGUUAAAGUUGACUGUGCUAACGGCAUAGGGGCCUUGAAGCUAAAAGAAAUGGAACACUACUUCUCCCAGGGCCUGUCGGUUCUGCUGUUUAAUGAUGGGACUGAAGGGAGGCUCAAUCACCUGUGCGGUGCUGACUUUGUGAAAAGCCAGCAGAAACCCCCACAGGGAAUGGCAAUGAAGUCUGGUGAAAGAUGCUGCUCCUUUGAUGGGGAUGCAGACAGGAUCGUGUAUUACUACUGUGAUGCAGCUGGUCAUUUUCAUCUCAUAGAUGGAGACAAGAUAGCGACAUUAAUUAGCAGUUUCCUUAAAGAGCUACUGUUGGAGAUUGGAGAAAGUCUGAACAUCGGUGUUGUACAGACAGCAUAUGCGAAUGGAAGUUCCACACGAUACCUGGAGGAAGUUAUGAAGGUACCUGUGUAUUGCACCAAAACUGGUGUCAAACAUUUGCAUCACAAGGCUCAAGAGUUUGACAUUGGAGUUUAUUUUGAAGCGAAUGGGCAUGGCACAGCAUUGUUUAGUGAAGCAGUCGAAUUGAAGAUAAAAAGACUAGCCCAAGAACUAGAAGAUGAAAAAGGAAAAGCAGCCAGGAUGCUUGCAAGCAUCAUCGACUUAUUCAACCAGGCAGCUGGAGAUGCUAUUUCUGACAUGUUGGUGAUUGAGGCUGUCCUGGCUCUGAAGGGGCUGACUGUACAGCAGUGGGAUGCUAUUUAUGUCGACCUUCCUAACAGACAACUCAAAGUUAAGGUUGCAGACAGGAGAGUUAUUAGCACCACGGAUGCUGAAAGGCAAGCAGUCACUCCACCAGGACUCCAAGAGGCAAUCAAUGACCUGGUGAAGAAAUACGAGCUUGCCCGAGCUUUUGUACGGCCCUCUGGUACCGAAGACAUUGUCCGAGUGUAUGCAGAAGCCAACUCACAAGAGAGUGCUGACAGACUUGCCUAUGAAGUGAGCGUGGUGGUGUUUCAGCUGGCUGGAGGCAUUGGAGAAAGACCACAACCAACUUUCUGAAGAUAAAUUUUAUAUUCUGGGGAAAUGGACUUCUAAAAUGUUUUUAUAACACUUUAUAAUACUGGCAGUACUAAGGCAUUUAAUCAUGACAUUAACAAGUCAUGCAUGUUAAUGGAUUAUUUCUAGAUAUGUUUUUAAAUGCUACCAGGAAAAAAUGUUUAGAAGCUCUAAAUCUUAGACUUGGGAGUGAAACUUACCUCUGAUUUUAAUCUAUAUUAAGUUUUAAUAGUUCAAGUGUCAUUAAUUUUACAGGGUAUGAAGUGAAUUCAUGUAGGGUAUUGGGAAAUUAAACUUUACUACCAACUAA
Molecule: messenger RNA, 2092 nt
Organism: Mastomys coucha (southern multimammate mouse)
Lineage: Eukaryota; Metazoa; Chordata; Mammalia; Rodentia; Muridae
Gene: Pgm3
Product: phosphoglucomutase 3
Exons: 13
Coding region: 112-1785 (557 amino acids)
Biological process (GO): hemopoiesis; UDP-N-acetylglucosamine biosynthetic process; carbohydrate metabolic process
Molecular function (GO): phosphoacetylglucosamine mutase activity; magnesium ion binding
Source: RefSeq, a predicted model, not a curated record